UAUUCUUCGAGUGUGCGUGAUUGCGAAAGAAAACUGCGUUCCGUGAAUUUCCGUACACACUUCGAAUACGUUCCAUUUUCGUUAAGAAGAACACGCAGAAAAGUCCUCUUCACGGGACAAUGCUGUUCCGCUACACACAGCGCUUCGUUCAAGCGCACACCGGGUUGUUCCGGCACUACGCAACCGCCGAAAAGAGUGCUCUGGCCGCGCUGCGUAAAAAGACUGGCUACACGUUCGCCAACUGCAAAAAAGCUCUUGAGCUCCACGGUAAUGAUCCAGCAAAGGCCGAACAGUGGCUCCGGGAGCAGGCCCAGGCCAUGGGUUGGUCGAAGGCUACCAAGCUCGAGGGUCGCAGCACGGCCCAGGGUUUGAUCGGAGUGCUAGUGCAGCGUAACGCCGGUGCCAUGGUUGAGGUGAACUGUGAGACCGAUUUUGUAGCACGCAAUUCCAGCUUCCAGCGGUUCGUUCAAAUAGCAUCAGCCGCCUGUGUGCGUCAUCUGGCGCAUGUGGAGCCUGAUGCAAACCUCACGAAGGUGGGCUUGAAUGGAGAGGCGUUAAAACAGCUCGUGCUGGAAGAUGGCAAAACUCUUGGCGAUCAUUUGGCAUUGGUAAUCGGGAUGGUUGGCGAGAAUGCUACGCUAAACCGUGCCAUCUGCUAUAAAGCUCCGGAGAAUAUAGAAUUGACAGGUUAUGUACAUCCCGCUCCGAACGAUGAAACACCUGUCGAUGUUCCGUUGGUCGGCAAGUACGGCAGCUUGGUGGCAUUCCGAGCGGAGCAAUCCGAUUCUGAAGAAAACGAUAUCACACUGGUGGCCCGUAAGAUUUGUCAACACAUUGUCGGUAUGAAACCGGAACGGAUCGGAGAGCGCGGCAAGGAUGAACCGGCUGCUGAUAAGGACGACGAAACGUGUAUGAUCCAUCAGGAAUAUCUCGUCGACCCGAACUACACUGUCGGCGAGGUGCUGGAAGCCAGCAGAUUGCAGAUCGUCGAUUUCCAGCGAUUCGAGUGUGGCGAGAAGAGUAAAGCGGACGAUCAGAGCGUUCAGGCGGUCAACUAGUGAGGCAACGAUUACGGUUACCUAGUCACCAAUGAAUUCAUUUUAUUCACGUUAACAACACGUGCUUCUCCGCGGGACAACAUUACACCGAUUUGAAUAAAAGGUGAGUUUCCCCAUGGGUCAUUAC
Molecule: messenger RNA, 1185 nt
Organism: Anopheles bellator
Lineage: Eukaryota; Metazoa; Arthropoda; Insecta; Diptera; Culicidae
Gene: mEFTs
Product: elongation factor Ts, mitochondrial
Exons: 3
Coding region: 120-1058 (312 amino acids)
Biological process (GO): mitochondrial translational elongation
Cellular component (GO): mitochondrial matrix
Molecular function (GO): protein binding; translation elongation factor activity
Source: RefSeq, a predicted model, not a curated record